AUGGCAUCACAGCCUACUAUUAGUAAAUUCUUUGCAAAGGCCUCGUCUCCUGUCAAAAAUGCUACCGCUGCUAAGAAAGGUGACACUACGAAAGAAGUCAUCACACAUACAAAUAAUAAUAGUGGGUUUUCGUCGAGCACUGCAGACCAUAGCCAGGAACAGGUCAGUAUCAUAAUAGACUCUGAUUCCGAGUCUGAUAAUGAGAUUAAUUUAACUAGUGUUUAUAAGACUACUACCGACGCUAUUGAUGAGUCUGAAGUGGUGGAAAUAGAGAUGCUGCAACAUAAUGCUGAAAAACAUACAGAGGAGGCAACGGUUGACAACCUGGCAUCUGAAGCAGUAACUGACAGCAAUCAUGAGAAGAACCCUAAAUCAGCUAAGAAGUCAAUCGGAGUUGAUACUAAAAGGCAAGAGAAAAGCAAGACUAUUAAAAGGAAGAACGAUGCUACUUCGCCAGAACGAAUCCCGAAAAAGCCCAAGAACCAAGACAAAUUAACUCCACUGGAUCAGCAAGUGAAAGAAUUGAAAUUGAAGAAUAAAGAUAAAAUAUUGAUUAUCAGGGUAGGUUAUAAAUAUAAAUGCUUUGCUGAAGAUGCCGUUAUCGUCAGCAAUAUUUUGCAUAUAAAAUUAGUUCCCGGGAAAUUGACAAUACGGAAUUCAAAUCCUCAUGAUGACCAAUAUAAACAAUUUGCAUAUUGUUCCUUUCCUGACACUCGUCUAAAUGUUCAUUUGGAAAGGCUAAUAUUUAACAAUUUGAAGGUUGCUGUAGUCGAACAGACGGAAACCAUCGCUAUUAAGAAGAAUGAUCCUACAGCAAAUAAGACACAAGUCUUUCAACGUGAAAUUAAAAAUACAUUUUCGAAAGCUACAUUUGGAAUAAAUGAUCAAUUUGCCAAAAAAGAUAAAAGAAUACUAGGUGACACUAAAUCUAUAUGGGGUCUAGAUUUCAAAAUCGAUGAAAGAGAAAAUUCUAUACAAUAUUAUAUUAUAUCUGCCAAUCUAAAUAAUGGUGAAAUAAUUUACAAUACAUUCACUGAUGAGUUGAAGGCACUUGAAAAUCUGAAACUAAGAAUAAAGCAUUUGGAACCAAUUGAAAUAAUAUCACCAAAGAAAUUGCCAAACCAUAUACUUAGCCUGUUCAAACCCUCCAGGUGUCUCGUAUCUUAUACUGAUAAUGAACAUCAUUGUGAUAAUGAACGAAAAACCACUUUGAAUGAAAUAGGCGAGAUGUUAGACUUCGCAAAGGAGCUAAAGGAUUUAUUGGUACACUUUUUCAUAUACUUAAAACAGUACGGAAAUGAAAAAUUACUAUUAAUCCGUAGUAAUUAUAAACCAUUUUCUAUCGAUAAGUGCAUUACAUUAUCUCAUUCUACAAUUGAAAGUCUCGAUAUAAUAACAGAAAAUAACGGGAAGGGCUCCUUAAUGUGGCUAUUGGAUCAUACCAGAACAUCAUUUGGGUUACAGAAACUUCGAGAAUGGAUUUUACAUCCUUCAACAGAUAGCUUAAUUAUUGAAGAAAGAUUGGAUGCAAUUGAAUGUAUUAUUGGCGAGGUGAACACCAUUUUUUUUGAAUCAUUUAAUCAGAUAUUGAAAACUACUCCAAAUCUCUUAAGAACUUUGAACCGUAUUGCUUAUGGUACGACAUCGCGUAAAGAAAUUUAUUAUUUUUUGAAAAACAUGUGCGCCAUAAAUGAGCUUUUCAUUAAUCACUCGAACUAUCUUGAUAAACAGGUUUACGAGUCUGAUGGGAACAUUGCGUCAAAAUCAACACUUUUAACAAAAAUUAUUACUGAUAUAAGUGAGUUUUCAAAACAGGAACAAAUUCCGGAUUUACUCGCGAUGAUAAAUAUUUCUGCUGUAAUGGAAAAAAAUAUGGAAAAGCAAGUAAUUGGUUUCUUCAACUUGAAUAAUUACGAUCAUGCGUCGGAAAUCUUGAGAAUUCAACAAGAUAUUGAGAGUGUGAAAUAUAAACUAAAUGAUGAGUUGAAAAAGAUACGAAAAUUAUUAAAACGCCCCUAUUUAGAUUAUAAAGAUGAAAUUAAUUAUUUUAUUGAGGUGAAGAAUACAGAUGUUAAAAAUAUCCCUGAUUCGUGGAUUAAAAUGAAUAAUACAUUAAGAGUAAGCAGAUUCAAUACUCCUGAAACGAAACAACUUGUUGAAAAAUUGCAAUAUCACAAAGAUUUACUGGUUCAAGAGUGCGAGAAACAAUACACAGUAUUUAUAUGCCGAUUGACAAAUGAAUAUAGUAUAUUGAAGAAUGUGAUUGAUAAUAUUGCAACGUACGAUUGUAUUUUAUCUCUUUCUGCUGUGUCAUGUAAUAUGGGCUAUACUAGACCAAAAUUCACAGACAAGAAACGUUUCAUUAAAGCCAAGAAUUCUCGUAAUCCAAUUAUUGAAUCAUUGAAUAUUAACUAUGUAUCCAAUGAUAUUUCCAUGAAUGAAGAAGAUGGAAUUGUGCAUAUUAUAUCGGGCCCUAACAUGGGUGGCAAAUCGUCUUAUAUACGACAAGUUGCACUGUUAGUUAUUUUGGCUCAAAUUGGAUCAUAUGUUCCUGCAGAUUAUAUGGAGAUGAGUAUAUUUGACCAAGUGUUGACAAGAAUUGGGGCUCAUGAUAAUAUCUUAAGGGGUGACUCCACGUUCAAAGUUGAAAUGCUAGAAGUAUUAGAAAUUGUCAAGAAAAGUACAGAUAAUUCACUACUACUUUUAGAUGAAGUUGGGAGAGGCACUGGGACGCAAGAUGGGAAAGCUAUAUCAUAUUCAUUAUUAGAAUAUUUCUUACAUGACAGUUCUUGUCCCUUGAUACUCUUCACCACUCAUUUCCCUGAAAUGGGCGAUAUAACAUCGAAAUUUCUAAAAUGUUACCACAUGGACUAUGUAGAGGAGAACCGACCAGGAGAAAAAUGGCCUAGUGUCAUCUUCUUAUAUAAAUUGAAACCGGGUUUUACAAAUAAUUCAUAUGGGUUGAAUGUAGCUAAAUUGGCAAAUAUUGACACGGAUAUAAUUAAUGCUGCAUAUGAACUAUCUGAGAAUAGCAAAAAGGAAUCUGAAAAUUCAAAGUUUCUCUACUUACCAACUUGUUUUCGCAGAAUAUUGGGAAACAAUCAGAAUUCCAAUAAGGAUAAGUUUGUUGAACUAUUAUCACUUAUUGAUGAGGAAAACAUCUUAGACUAA
Naumovozyma dairenensis CBS 421 is the source of this 3171-nucleotide messenger RNA. It is a transcript of the gene MSH3, whose product is annotated as mismatch repair protein MSH3. Lineage: Eukaryota; Fungi; Ascomycota; Saccharomycetes; Saccharomycetales; Saccharomycetaceae. Gene Ontology annotation, biological process: mismatch repair. Bases 1 to 3171 code for a protein of 1056 amino acids. Gene Ontology annotation, cellular component: nucleus; MutSalpha complex. The transcript has a single exon. The record is from RefSeq and is a predicted model, not a curated record. Gene Ontology annotation, molecular function: mismatched DNA binding; ATP binding; ATP-dependent DNA damage sensor activity.